AUGAGCAGCAGUUCAGCAACAUCAUCAAUGAAAAAGAAGAAUAGUAAACAACAUUCAGAGCAUAGUAGUAGUAGUAGUAAAGGAAACAAACAUCGUAACAACAACAACAGUCAUGAUUAUAUAUUCACUGAUGUCGAUGUAGACGAGAACUCUGUUGAUUUGAUGCAGACUACACCAACACUGCCCAUUGUCAAGAGCUCUGAUCAACUUCAAGUGUUGCCAUCAGGUGAUCUAACUGUUCCUGUCACUUCAUCCACCAAUUCAACUACUACAACAACAUCUGGUGCCACCACACAACCUGAUGUCGCUGAUGAAGAAGAUGAUGAUCAUGAUAGACCAUCAAUAACAGUGACAACUCCUUCUGGAAAGGGAGAAUCCACAACAUCAACAACCACCACUACUACAGGCGAUGACAAUCAGCACAAGGAUGACUUGUCAAAGAACCAAUCAAAUAUGCUCAGCAAUGAAACAGAGGAGGUCAUUGUCAGCCCUGUACAGACAGAGCGAAACCCAUUCAACUUGGAGAAUAGGGAGUCCCAUCAGUUGUACACCACAAAGAUAUUGGAGCGACAAAAGUCUCUAGAGAAUGUACCACCAACCUACUCUCCAGACAAACAACUCUAUACAAAGAGACAUGCAUUCAUCAAGAAGAUUGUAAACAAAGUGUACUAUACCUUAAAGUCAGCGGCCUCAGAGGAUCUGCUGUCAUCCCAGAAGAAUCAGAUACUCAAAGAGUUGUUUAGGAAUGUCACAGCUGAGUUGGAUGACUCUGUACUAGAGUACCUACAGAACAGAUCAUCUGGAAAGACUGGAAGUAAUCAGAAGGAACUCCCAUUCUCACCACUUCAUCUAUCAGAUGCUGAUCAUCAUCCGUCAAACAUGCCUGGAUCACCACUGCCUCAAAUGUCACUUGUGAAUGAAUUCUCCAACUCACCAAUCAAUGAUGUCAAGCUGGCACAGAUGCACAACAUUGAUCACCUGACACACUCUUAUCCAAUCCUUGACGACAAGGACAAACCAGUCAAGUACUAUUAUCAACUCAUCAGUCAAUACUUUUACAAUGUUCCAGGCGAAGUGGAGAGGUUCAGACCAUUGCUACACUGUCUUUGGAACAACCAUUGGUGCAUCCUAACAUUUUCAUCAUUGUUCUAUCUAUGGCUGAUGGAGUAUAGACUAUCAUUGAUACCUCAAGUCAAUGUAUUCAUAAAGUCAACCAACAAACUGUUCUGGCAUGACUUGGACUUUAACACUCAAAAGUUCAAGGACAUCUACUUCACAUUGAAGCAGAAGCUAUUGGACAACAGCAUUUGGAUUGGAUUGAAUGAGACAACAGACAGCAAUGACCAAGGUCUGAUGAUUAGGAACAGACGACUCUGGAUCGAUUUCUAUCACAUUAUCACAGUGUUCUAUUUCCAUUACGAGGAUAACGUCGACAAGAGUGACUUGGAUGCCUUUAGACAACAGAUGGACGUACAGUACAAAAAGAACAUUGCAAACAGAUUCGACAUUGCUCACGAUGGCAGUGGCAACAACAUCAGCAGCAGUAGCAGCAGUAGCAAAGGUGACGACCAAAAUCAAUUAUCAAUCGAUGAUAUCUUUGUAAGAGGUAUACUCAGACAACUCUGUUUGAUUAAGACUGAGGAUGUUUUAAUCAAGUAUAUAGAGUGUUGUACAUUAUUUAAAGACUGGAACUUGAAUGCUGUAUCCAAGAUCAAACUACAGUCAUGUUUGUAUUCAUUUUCAAAGCCAGGCUCACCAUUGCACCUACCAAGAGGUGUAAGGGUGGCAUCACGUCAAACAUUGGACACAUUGUUCCCUGAGGGCAAGGUAUCUCGUUACACAGUCAAUUUGUUCUUUAGGCUUCUACACCCAUAUUAUUCAACCAGUUCCAUUGUUCACUGGGUUGUGGAGACUGCCAAACAAUACUUUCCUUCAUUCCUUUUGAAGUAG
Molecule: messenger RNA, 1950 nt
Organism: Acytostelium subglobosum LB1
Lineage: Eukaryota; Evosea; Eumycetozoa; Acytosteliales; Acytosteliaceae
Exons: 5
Coding region: 1-1950 (649 amino acids)
Source: RefSeq, a predicted model, not a curated record